Messenger RNA from Labrus bergylta (ballan wrasse), 408 nucleotides. Its product is annotated as late histone H2A.2.2. Gene Ontology annotation, cellular component: chromatin; nucleosome. Gene Ontology annotation, biological process: heterochromatin formation. Gene Ontology annotation, molecular function: protein heterodimerization activity; DNA binding; structural constituent of chromatin. The record is from RefSeq and is a predicted model, not a curated record. Lineage: Eukaryota; Metazoa; Chordata; Actinopteri; Labriformes; Labridae.
AUGUCUGGACGUGGGAAGAAAGUUGCACCCAAAGAAAAAACCUCAUUGUCCCGGUCUUCCAGGGCAGGGAUCACUUUCCCUGUAGGCCGCAUUCACAGGCUGCUGAAAAAAGGACACUACGCAAACAGGAUUGGCAAUGGCGCUGCAGUGUAUCUGGGUGCUGUUCUGGAGUAUCUCACAGCUGAAAUCCUAGAACUGGCAGGAAACGCCUGCCGUGACAACAAGAAGCAGCGUAUCGCCCCCCGACACAUCUUGCUGGCAGUGAAAAAUGAUGAAGAGCUCAACAAACUGCUGGCAGGGGUCACGAUGUCAGAGGGUGGUGUCAUCCCAAACAUCCAAGCAGUCCUUCUCCCCAAAAAGACCAAGGCACCCAAGGAUGAUGUCACAGCUAAAGAUGUCCAGUUUUAA